Messenger RNA from Esox lucius (northern pike), 1726 nucleotides. RefSeq names its product arf-GAP with dual PH domain-containing protein 2. Gene Ontology annotation, molecular function: GTPase activator activity; phosphatidylinositol bisphosphate binding. Gene Ontology annotation, biological process: positive regulation of GTPase activity. The coding region runs from base 311 to 1450 and encodes 379 amino acids. The transcript has 11 exons. NCBI's taxonomy places the organism in Eukaryota, Metazoa, Chordata, Actinopteri, Esociformes, Esocidae. Gene Ontology annotation, cellular component: intracellular membrane-bounded organelle; plasma membrane. The record is from RefSeq and is a predicted model, not a curated record.
GCUAGGCUAUGUUCUUUUCUCACUCCUGUUUAAGGCCUCUUUCUAUGUCCGUUAAUAAAUUAUGCUUAUCAUCGAAACGCCCUUUUCAGUUCCACUAUCCUUUGUUAUUUUAUGAUGCGUCUUUUUCUAGAAGACAAUACACUCAGUUGCCAGGCACUGAGUAAAGAGGAAAUGUUAUGUCAGUGAAUGCGGACAGAGCUACAACAAAGGGAAAAUCACGCCAACUCUGAAAAUGGACUCUGAAAAAAAGUUAUACAUUUGGUAAUUGGGACUUGAUUGUUUGAAAAGUAGGCUAAUAGCUGGCUCACUUAUGGCAAGUAGUGAAAGGAAUAAAAAAAUCCUGCUUGACAUGGUAAAACAGCCUAGCAACGACCACUGUGCAGAUUGUGGGGCUCCAGAUCCUGACUGGGCCUCAUACAGACUGGGUGUGUUUGUAUGUGUGAACUGCUCAGGUACGCAUCGAGAUUUGCCUGACAUCAGCCGAAUAAAGUCUAUACAUUUGGAUUUCUGGGAUGAUUCCCUGGUGGAGUUCAUGAAGACGAAGGGUAACGCUGCAUCCAAUGCCUUCUUUGAGAAGUGUGUCCCUGCAUAUUACUACCGCCCACAGCAGCAUGACUGUGUCAUUCUUAAAGAUCAGUGGAUACGUGCUAAAUACGAGAGGAGAGAAUUCACUGGAGAGAAACAAUUCCUUCAACAAGUUUAUAGUGCAGACCUUUAUGAAGGAAUUCUGUGGAAGAAAGGAAAAGACAACAAGCAAUUCCUGAAAAGGAGAUUUGUGCUCUCUAAAACAGACUUCACCUUGAGAUACUUUACAAAGGGGGAUAAGCCCAAAGCAGUUAUCUCCAUGAAGAACAUCGAUGUUGUGUUCCAGCCAGAAAAGAUAGACCAUGCCCAUGGGUUACAGAUCUCCUACCUCGAGGAAGAACGCACUAGAAACCUGUUUGUAUAUCAUGACAAGAGUCUGGAAAUCGUGUCCUGGUUUAAUGCAAUUCGGGCCACCCGAUACGCUUACCUGAAGAAGAUCUACCCUGAUGCCAGGAACAGUGUUCUUGUACCUUUGAUAACCAGAAGUAACAUUAAAGAAGGUUACAUGGAGAAAACGGGUCCAACGCAAUGGGAGCCAUUCAAGAAGAGAUGGUUCAUCCUUAACCUGUCAGACAGAAAGCUGUCCUACUUCAAAACUUCAGUGGACGCCUUGGAACUGGGAGCCGUCUUCAUCGGGACAGAAGCCCAUGGCUACUCCGUGAGGGAGUGCCAGCCCAAGCAGGCCCGUGGAGGCAGGUGGAAGUUCGGGGUCACCCUGGAUACUCCAGGCAGGCAGUUCGUCUUCCUGUGUGACCAAGAAGAAGACCAGAGGGAGUGGAUAGAAGCCUUGAAAGAGGUCAUGGCACAGCCCAUGCUACUACAGCACUACAACACUGAGGCGAACAUGAGAAGGAUGAAAAAAUGAAUGGAACGCCACGACCAGAGUAAAGGAGAACAGGAUUUGCAGGAAGAAACGUCAACUUGUGAGGCUGGCUGCGUAUUUCAGCCAGACCUGUGGCGGAGGAGGCUUCUGGCAAGGGGUGAUCAGUAAGUCAUUAUCAUUGAAAACUGAGGCUAAUGAAGCUGAGGAUAAUGAAACUGAGGCUAAUGAGGCUCAACAAACUGAACAGCUGUGUCAUGGUGCGGUGAGCAGCAGCGCCACCGUGCCAUAGUUUCUCAGUUCCCAUACCUCACAAACACA